Megalobrama amblycephala (Wuchang bream) is the source of this 4144-nucleotide messenger RNA. It is a transcript of the gene tent4b, whose product is annotated as terminal nucleotidyltransferase 4B. The transcript is spliced from 12 exons. Gene Ontology annotation, cellular component: nucleolus; TRAMP complex. Gene Ontology annotation, molecular function: mRNA binding; poly(A) RNA polymerase activity. The record is from RefSeq and is a predicted model, not a curated record. Gene Ontology annotation, biological process: RNA 3'-end processing. Lineage: Eukaryota; Metazoa; Chordata; Actinopteri; Cypriniformes; Xenocyprididae. Bases 316 to 2286 code for a protein of 656 amino acids.
CAUGCGCAGUCCGCGGUCUGUCCGCCAUUGAGACACACGAUCUCAGAUAGAAACGGGUCAGAGGCAGUGACACAGACGACACUCACGUUUCUCCAUUCCUCGUGCUCUGAAGUUUGACGGUUGCCGUUUUUUAAGUAGAACGUCUUUUUACAAUCCGUUUACACUGGUGUAUUCCUGUCCCGAGAGACGUUAAUGGACCCGCACAGGAUAUUUUAGUUGCUGUCCAGGGCGAGUGUGUGUUCCCGUUAGUGGGUUAAGCGAACCGAGCCUGGCUCUGCUCUGGGGGCAAGUGUGCCUGCAGCAGCUCAGCGUUUGAUGGAUCCUAGAAUCGCCUGGUUUCAGCCAGAACAGCGCGGACCCGCCAACAACCUGUGGAUGCACAUCUGGGAAACGACACAGACACUGGGAAACCUCUACUUUAACAACAACUGCAACACAUCCAGCGCCAAACUGACGAGCGGCGGCAGCAGCAGCGGCGGGGACGGUGCGUCGAGCAACGCGGCCGACAGCAGCGGAAAGACCAAGGAUCAUCAGGGGAUGUCUGGAUCCAAACCUGACAGCGAGGUCUCCGAACAACAAGACUUUAUCUCGCUGGAAACCAAUAACAAUAAUAGCAGCAGUAGGGCGGGCAGGGGUGUCGGCGGAGGGGGGCAAGUGGGUGGCAGUGGGGUCGCAGGAGUGGGAACGGAGUUGCCAAGCAAAAGGAAGAGAGACAACAAGGCGAGCACCUUUGGCUUUAACAGGAGUCUGCUGCUGACUGAUGGGGUGGAGGACGUCUACACGGGCACACCGUGGAAGAGCAGAAACUAUCCGGACGGCGUCGUGGGGCUGCAUGAGGAGAUAAAGGACUUUUAUGACUACAUUUCUCCUCGUCCAGAGGAGGAGCACAUGAGGGAGGAGGUGGUGACCAGGAUCCAGAGAGUCAUCAAAGACUUGUGGCCCAAUGCCGAGGUUCAAGUGUUUGGCAGCUUCAGCACAGGAUUGUAUUUACCUACAAGUGAUAUAGACUUGGUGGUUUUUGGUAACUGGGAGACUUUACCUCUUUGGACUCUGGAAGAGGCGCUACGCAAAAGACAAGUGGCAGAUGAAAACUCGGUCAAAGUUUUGGAUAAAGCAACGGUCCCCAUCAUUAAACUGACAGACGCACACACAGAGGUAAAAGUGGACAUCAGCUUUAAUGUACAGAGUGGUGUAAAAGCUGCAAACCUCAUUAAGGACUUCAAACAGCAAUAUCCUGUGUUACCAUACCUGGUGCUGGUUUUGAAGCAGUUUUUACUGCAAAGGGAGCUGAAUGAAGUCUUCACGGGCGGAAUCGGAUCAUACAGUCUGUUCCUCAUGGCUGUCAGCUUCUUACAGCUGCACUAUAGAGAGGACGUGUGUAGUUCAAACUCAAACCUGGGUGUACUGCUGAUUGAGUUUUUUGAGCUGUACGGACGGAAUUUUAACUACCUGAAGACAGGGAUCAGGAUCAAAGAUGGUGGCUCAUACGUGGCCAAAGAUGAAGUGCAGAAAGGCAUGCUGGAUGGGUAUAGACCCUCUAUGCUUUACAUUGAAGAUCCAUUGCAGCCAGGAAAUGAUGUCGGGCGGAGUUCAUAUGGGGCGAUGCAGGUGAAAGAGGCUUUUGAUUACGCUUAUGUUGUCUUAAGUCACGCUGUAUCCCCAAUCGCCAAGUACUACCCCAACAACAAGUCAGAGAGUAUUCUAGGUAGAAUAAUCCGUGUCACACAAGAAGUAGCAGAGUACCGUGACUGGAUCAGUGCACAGUGGGGUCAGAAGAGCAACAAUGAGUCAGUCCUCAACUGUAAUGCAAAUGAUGUCACACUGCUAGUUGAGCCUGAGGAACUUGAUGAGUGUAAUAAUAACCUUUCAGAGGAUGGUGUGGGGCUUCCUCCUGUGUCCCGAAGCAAAGUGUCAUCCAACUCAUCUUCUCCUUCUCCCUCUUCUCCUUCAUCACCAUCAUCGUCGUCAUCGCAAUCUUCAACUGCCUCUAGCUCAAGUGAUGCGGACUCUGAUGGGACGCCCUGUAAGACAGCGAAAGCUUUGGGUGGGCGGGGCUCUUACAGUGAGAAUACAGAAAGGAAUCUGUCAAAUCACAGAUCACAAAAUCAUUCAGCAACAAUGCCCACCCCCACUAAUAAGGGCAAUAAAAGCCGACAGCUUGCUAACAAAAGUGCUCAAGGGACACACAGCAACCCCAACAAGAUGCAGCAAAACAGCAAGUCUCAAAAACUCAUAAAGAAGAGGAAACCUCAGCGUGAGGUAGCGCACGAGGACCUGUGUAGAUAGGGGGAGCUGUUACUGCAGACUUACACCUGCUCUUAAUUUCUCUGACCACUGAAGGGUGCUGGUGGUAUCAUUUUUCUCUCAUGUCCCGCUGUUCAAGGGAUGCGUGUGACUUUGUAGCUGGAAAAGGAAAAGAACAAAGGAAAAAAAAAAGGAAUAAUUCAAGUGGGGCGUAGGCCAUGGGAUUGAAAUCAUGUGGGAGAGUUUAGGCCUGAACUCCACUGGCUUCUGCACAGCUUCUUCUCACUGCCCAUAGAGGAGCUGUACUGCUCUGCUGGAGAUGUGGAGGACCAGAGAAUGUAGGAGAGAGAAUUCAAUUUGAGCAAUACCUGAAGCCCUGGACUUUUGCCUCACUGAGGAAAACUGAAAUAAAAAAAGAAAGGAAGACGACUCAAAUUACAUAAAAAUGUUAUAUUGAAAGUGCAAAGAUUUUUAAAUGUCUAAAAAAAAAACAGGAAAAUGUAAUUAGUAUUGAGAAAUUAUGCAUGUUUUUUUCUUUUUUGAAGAGUGGUUCUUUUUUUGUCAUGUACACAGAUUAUACAAAUAUUUGUACAAGAAAACAGAAAACGAUACAAAAAAGGAAGAAAAAAGGAAAAAAAAAAAAAAACUAAAAAUACCCCCAAAAUAUUAUCAAACAUGAAAAUGGUUUCUUAAUACUUUUAUAGUAUUGUUCAGAUUUUGCCAUGCUAUAGAUGUACACACAUUAAUAGAAAAACGGCUCCUCACAGCUAUGUAUGGGUUUGGGUUCAAUUGCCAACACUUAUCAUCAGCCUCUUCUGCUGUUAAAUUGUUUCUGUAAUGUUGUGGUUGGGCAAUUAAGAGAGGUAGAGUGUUAGCAGUUGACUGUACAUCUGGAAAUACACACAAUUCUAUGCACAUGUGUGUGUGUGUGUGUGAGAACGGUUGUGCUAACAUGAGCUUUACUGUCUGUCAGCUAGAGGAGAAAAGUGUGCUGAUCUGGAAAUUUGACAAACACUACAGCUGUGGUUUUCAAUCUGCUUCUCUGAAUGAUCUGCCCAUCACAAAAUAAGUUGUAUUUGUUAAUGUAUUUAUUUUUAUCAAUGACAGUGGUUUUCUAUAUGCUGACCAUAGAGGCCAGAUAUGUUUUGUGUUCUGUCUUAGGGCUGAGUGGCAAAACAUGAUUGUUGCUUGUCAUGUAGUGUGCUAUAUAUAUAUAUUUUUAUUUUUUUUCUGAAUGUCAAGUACCCUUUUUCCGAUAACAACUGAGUGACCAAGUUUAUUUCUGAAAGUACAUUUUAACAGAGACAUUGAAAAAGUGGUUUAAUUUUUAUUUGUGGCUGGUCUACUUAAAGGGAGAUAAGGUGAAUUAUUUUGAUUUUUUUUUUUUUUUUUUUUAAUUAUUAUUAUUGUUUUUAUUUUUUUCAUUUUUUGCCAUUCCACUGGAACUUGAUGUAUUGCGAUGCCUGUUCUCUUAAAAUUAAUAAUAUUGCAGUUCUUCAGAUAAACAGUAGGGUGGUGUACCCUAAGGUUAUUUCAUACACUGUAAUUCCCCUGUGACUUGACUUUUUUUUUUUCUUUCUUUUUUUUUUAAGAACAAUUUUCCUAAUAGUUUUGAUAUGCUCACAGUUCUCUGGUGUAAGUUUAAGAGACGAUGGCUUUUGAUGAGGAAUAUUAGUUAUUCCACCUGUAUAGAGUGUAUGUGAUGCUAUUAUGCAGUAUCAAAGCCAGAAGUAUGUCUUAAAAUAAGAUGAAUGCCACUGAAAUACAGUAAGAGAGAUGUGAUGCAAUGCAGACAGAGCAAUUAGAGGAUCAUUAGUGCCACAGCUAGUGCUCCAGACAGGUUUACUUCACAUGUAUCUAUGAACAUCCAUGCAAUAAAAAUUACAGCACAACUAUCAAA